CACUUUGCCUGUCGUAUGGACACAACUUUCAUUGAGUGCAGUUUUUACAAAAUUCAGACCUGGGUGGCGAAAAGAAAGUUGUGCUUUUUGAUAUCGUCAUGUUACCCACAAAAGGAAAUCAACUUGUAAAAUCUUUACAAAGAUCUUUACUGAUACAUUCGAACAAACUUGUUUCUGCUGCUGUUCCAUUAACUGAUCCAUUACCUGAUGCACCAAGUCAGCAUGUUCCAAGAAUAGUGCAUAGAGAUGUAAAGAUAACCCAACUUGAGAAUGGAAUUAAAGUUGCAACCGUAGAUAAUGGUGGCGCAGUUAGCAGACUUUGUGUAGCACUUAGAGGUGGAAGUCGAAAUGAAACCAGUACCCAGUUCGGAUUAUCACAUCUCUUAAAAAAUGCUGCUUUUAUUACAAAUAAGGAGAGAACUGAUCUUCGCACUGUUCGAGAGUUGCAGCAAAUUGGUGGUACACUGGAGUGUAAAAGUUCACGAGAAUUAAUUUCAAGAAAUGCAGUUUUCAUGAGGCAUAAAUUGUUAGAGCUCCUGGAAAAUAUGGCACCUGGCAUAACACAGCCUAUUUUUAAUGCAUGGGAUCUCUCAGAUGUCAUUGAAGGUUGUCAAUUUGAAAACGCAAUUGUUUACACUGACCCAAAUGCAGUAAAUUUGGAGUUGCUUCAUCAAGCUGCCUUUAGAUCUGGUCUUGGUAAUUCCUUAUAUUGUGAAAAUUUCCGACUUGGUUGCUACUCCCCAGAACAGCUUGAAGAGUAUGUCCAACAAAUGCAUGUGGGCGAACGUCUAACUAUUGUAGGAACAGAUGUUGACCACGACGAACUUUUAAGAUACGUGAAAGAAUUGUUUGGAAAUCUUCCUCGAGGUCAGAUCUUACAUAACACAACACAAAAAUAUUUUGGCGGAGAAAUCCAUCGUAACACUGGGGUUGACCUCACCUAUGUUUCACUCGUUACUGAAGGGGCAGGUUUGUUUCACGCAAAUCUUCCAGUGUUAGCUGUUUUGCAGAGAAUACUUGGUUCUGGACCAAAUGUUAAGUGGGGAAGCAACCAAGCGUCAUCCAGGAUAAAUAAGGCAGCGACAGCAGUAACUGACGGCCCUCUCUUGAUAAACACGCUAAAUAUUAGUUACUCAGAUGCUGGCUUGUUUGGUGUGAAUAUCAUCACCACUCCACAAGCUGCUACACCAGUUCUAAAAGCUGCAGUUGGACAAAUAACUGCAGUUGCCAAAGGUGAUGUAACAGCAAAAGAAUUUGAAAGAGCGAAAACACAAGCAAAAGCAGCUGCCUCUAUGCAAAGUGAGAGCAACGAUGAUAUGUUAGAUGAUCUUGUACAACAGAUUGCUUUCCAUGGCAGAUAUACUCCGUUAAAAGAAUCUUUGGCAAAUAUUGAUAAAGUAACACUUGAAGAAACUAGUAAGUUAACAAAGCAUUUGCUCAAUGGGAAAGCAUCGUUAGCUGUUACUGGAGAUUCAUCUGCUGCUCCGUACAUUGAUCAACUUUUUAUUUGAAGACCAGAUAAAUUUAUAUAAUUGAUGGCUUGUAAUGUUUAACAGUGAAUAGAAACUCCCUUAUGUUUUUGCUUUGAUAGAAGACAAUUUACAGUGUGUGUC
Molecule: messenger RNA, 1613 nt
Organism: Hydractinia symbiolongicarpus
Lineage: Eukaryota; Metazoa; Cnidaria; Hydrozoa; Anthoathecata; Hydractiniidae
Product: cytochrome b-c1 complex subunit 2, mitochondrial-like
Exons: 19
Coding region: 99-1511 (470 amino acids)
Cellular component (GO): mitochondrion
Molecular function (GO): metal ion binding
Source: RefSeq, a predicted model, not a curated record